AGUGUAACGCUUAGCAGCCCUAGUGUAACGCUUGGCAGCCCUAGUGUAACGCUUGGCAACCCUAGUGUAACGCUUAGCAGCCCUAGCCCGAGAAAGCCUAAAACAAAUAAUAGCGACGGCGACGCAAGUGUAACGCUUGGCAGCCCUAGUGUAACGCUUGGCAGCCCUAGUGUAACGCUUGGCAACCCUAGUGCAAGUGUAACGCUUAGCAGCCCUAGUGUAACGCUUGGCAGCCCUAGUGUAACGCUUGGCAACCCUAGUGUAACGCUUAGCAGCCCUAGCCCGAGAAACCCUAAAACAAAUAAUAGCGACGGCGACGUAGCAAGGCCCUAUUAA
Molecule: messenger RNA, 336 nt
Organism: Pseudocercospora fijiensis CIRAD86
Lineage: Eukaryota; Fungi; Ascomycota; Dothideomycetes; Mycosphaerellales; Mycosphaerellaceae
Exons: 3
Source: RefSeq, a predicted model, not a curated record